Messenger RNA from Polypterus senegalus (gray bichir), 1090 nucleotides. RefSeq names its product thymic stromal cotransporter protein-like. Lineage: Eukaryota; Metazoa; Chordata; Cladistia; Polypteriformes; Polypteridae. Gene Ontology annotation, cellular component: membrane. The annotation marks the transcript as partial. Gene Ontology annotation, biological process: transmembrane transport. The transcript has a single exon. The record is from RefSeq and is a predicted model, not a curated record. Gene Ontology annotation, molecular function: transmembrane transporter activity.
AUGUGUCGCCGACUGCGGACGUUCAUUCAUCCAGCAGUCAUGUUCGCUCAGGUCGGCAGCACAAUUUACGACACGGGGCUGCUCAUACUGCUGAAGGAGCGUUACAACUCAACGGCAAACUCAUCGUUCAGUAACGCAUCCCACUCCGAAGAAGACGAGCAACAAAAUGCCAUUUCGAACUUCUACAUGAUUUAUAAUAUCUUAUUUGGUGUUAGUCUUGUACCGACUUCGUUAUGUCUGGCCAAGCUUGGAGACAAGGGGUACAGGAAGCUGCAAGUUUGCAUCCCUUUGGUAGGUUACGUGCUGUCCAGGGCCAUGCUGGUCUUGGUGAUUCUGCUCGAGUGGCCAGCCCAAGUCAUGUUUGGUGCUGUCAUCCUGCAGGGCUUGUCUGGAAGUUACUGUGCUUAUUGGGCUGGAGUCAUGGCCAUAACUGCGGACCAGAGCGCUGAGAAACUAAGAGCUGUCCAGAUGGAAAGUGUUCAGUUGGCAUAUGGAGUGGCAGGGCUCGUUGGCAGCCUGACCUCUGGGUACAUCUACAACCUGGAUGCCAAUACACAACACCCUGGGGUCAUUUUGGCAGCACUUAGUUCCGCCUUGUUCUUGCUCAGCUUGAUUUACAGUACUUUUCUUUUAAAGACACAGAGCAUUGAAAAGUCUCCUCGUAAUGGCCUUACACAAGAAAACUGCACAAUAAACCAAAGCUCUGAAAUAUCAGAUGAUGUGGAGGACAGUGUCCAAUCUAUAGACUGCAAGGUGGUGGGUGAUAAAGAUCAACCUGCGCCUUUAAAUUCAUUUCAACAAAUCAACAUUGUGCUUCUCUUCAUUGCUGCGGUACUGUACGAUACAGGAGCAGGUCAGUUUAUGAACAUCCGAGCAUCUUUUGUGGUCAAGGAGCCCCUCAACUGGAAUGUUAAGCUUAUUGGAUAUGGCAAUGCAGCUGACUUUGUGAUAUACUUCACCAGUUUUCUGGGAGUCUGGGCUUUCCAUCGAUGUCUAAGUGAUGCUAUUAUGGUUGGAAUGGGGAUUUUAUCAUUUGGUUCUGGACUUCUGCUUAUGGCAUUUGUGACAAAGACCUACAUGUACUUUGUUG